AUGGGUCUGGCCCAUUCGGGCGUAGUGACACCUCCUCCACGGAAAGAUAUCUUGACGCCGGAGCAUACGAUGAAGAACCAGGUCUUCAUAUAA
Messenger RNA from Parastagonospora nodorum SN15, 93 nucleotides. RefSeq lists its product as hypothetical. The transcript is spliced from 2 exons. The coding region runs from base 1 to 93 and encodes 30 amino acids. The record is from RefSeq and is a predicted model, not a curated record. NCBI's taxonomy places the organism in Eukaryota, Fungi, Ascomycota, Dothideomycetes, Pleosporales, Phaeosphaeriaceae.